AUGUUAACUCGUGUAGUGCCAGUAGUUAGUCGUGCAACAGUAGUACGUAGUUCACUGAGACUUCUUAGCGCACAGGCUACAGAUGAGUUUGCUCUACAUGAAUUCGGUGAGAAGUACUUGGGCCAUCGUAAGGCUGCGUUCACUGAGAAGCUGGAGAUCAUCGAUCCUGACAAAGCACCGGCUAUACCAAUUUACCGCGUAACGGACACGAAAGGCAAUUUCUUAGACACAUCACAGGAUCCAAAUUUUGAUAAGGAAACUUCGCUCAAAAUAUACCGCGACAUGACUCAGUUGAACAUUAUGGAUCACAUUCUUUAUGAUUCUCAGCGACAAGGACGAAUCUCUUUCUAUAUGACCAACUUUGGAGAAGAGGGAGCCCAUGUGGGAUCGGCAGCAGCUCUUAGUGACAAAGAUCUGGUAUAUGGUCAAUAUCGAGAAGUUGGAGUAUUGAUGUGGAGAAAUUUCCCCCUUGAAAAUUUCAUGAAUCAGUGCUAUGGAAAUCAUAAAGAUAUAGGAAAAGGACGACAGAUGCCUAUACACUACGGUUCCGUUGAGCAUAAUUUCGUCACAAUCUCUAGUCCGCUUUCUACCCAAAUACCACAGGCAGUUGGAACGGCGUAUUCGUUCAAGCGUAAGCCAAACAAUGACCGCAUCGUCAUCUGUUACUUUGGCGAUGGAGCGGCGUCAGAGGGCGACUGUCAUGCUGCCUUCAACUUCGCUACAACAUUGGACUGCCCAGUCAUUUUCUUCUGCCGAAACAAUGGUUAUGCUAUCAGCACACCGACCUCAGAACAAUACGGUGGUGAUGGUAUUGCUGGAAGAGGCCCAGGCUAUGGUCUUCACACUAUUCGGGUCGAUGGAAAUGAUGUGUUUGCUGUUUACAAUGCUACAAAGGCGGCAAGAGAGUUGGCUAUCCAGAAUAAACCAGUGCUCAUAGAGGCCAUGACAUAUAGAUUGGGACAUCAUUCAACUAGUGAUGACUCAACGUUUUAUAGAAAGAGUGAAGAGGUGAAGGAAUGGGGUGACAAAGACCAUCCAAUUACUCGAUUCAAGAAAUACAUUAUGGAUAAAGGAUGGUGGACAGAAGACGAGGAAAAGAAGUGGCAGAAAGAGUGCCGCAAACGAGUACUGCAGGCGUUCAGCAAGGCAGAGAAGGAAAAAAUAGCCCACCAUCACGACAUGUUCCAAGAUGUAUAUAGUGAACUGACACCUCGACUCAAGCAACAACGAGAUGAAUUCGAUGCUUUCUUGAAGGAGUAUAAACAGAAUUAUCCUAUGGACAAGUGUCUACCAACCCCUCCUUGAGGCAGUGUGACUGCGUAAAAAUUAGUAACAUUAGUUUUCUUAGUGCACAUGGUGUUUGUUAAACGCAAAUGGUGAUCCGGUGCAUGUCUCAUGACUCUGUAUUGUAAUCUCAACUUGAGUUAUGAAUAGAUUUUCAUUUAUCCAAGCAUUUUACUCUUCACCUGUGAUGAAAAUUGCAUGAAUCAUUUGCCUUCUUAUCUGUCGUGCUGUAGUAGGGAAUGAUUUUCUAGCAUAGCUGUUACUUAUAGAUGACGCUAGAGAAAGCUCAAGAGAUAUACGCCAUGUGCCAAUUGGAAAAAAUGACUCUGUCUGCUUC
Messenger RNA from Cylicocyclus nassatus, 1621 nucleotides. The record is from the annotation of a GenBank genome assembly. Lineage: Eukaryota; Metazoa; Nematoda; Chromadorea; Rhabditida; Strongylidae.